GUGCGGCCUCACCUCACCGCGCCGCCGCAGUGAUGGCGGCUGCCGGCGGUUGAUCCGGUCGGGUCUUUCCACACGCCGGGCCUGAGGGCAGGCGGUGUCCCGCAGCAUGGUGCGGGGCGGAGCAGCGCUGCUGCGGAGGUAUGGGAACUUCAUUGAUGAUUUGCGGCUGUAUGUGAGAGGAGGAACAGGUGGAAUGGGUUAUCCCCGACUGGGAGGGGAAGGAGGGAGAGGAGGCGAUGUCUGGUUCAUUGCCCAGGAAAGAUCGACCCUAAAGAGCAUUAAGGCGAGGUACCCGCAGAAGCGAUUUGUGGCUGGAGCAGGAGCCAACAGCAGUGUUAAAGCACUGAAAGGUGAAAAAGGGAAAGACUGUGAAGUGCACGUGCCACCAGGGAUUUCAGUUCUUGAUGACGAUGGGAAGAAGCUUGGAGAACUUAACAGAGCAGGAGAGAGAUUCCUGGCAGCUCGGGGAGGUCUCGGUGGCUCUUUGGUUACAAACUUCUUGCCUUGCAAAGGCCAGAGGCGAAUCGUUCAUCUUGAUUUGAAACUUAUAGCCGACGUGGGCUUAGUUGGGUUUCCAAAUGCAGGAAAAUCAUCCUUGCUAAGCAAGAUUUCUCAGGCCAAACCUGAGAUUGCGAGUUACGCCUUUACGACGAUACAGCCUGAGCUAGGAAAGAUCAUGUAUGAAGAUUUUAAACAGAUUUUAGUAGCUGAUCUCCCAGGACUGAUUGAAGGUGCACAUAUGAACAAGGGCAGAGGGCACAAAUUUCUCAAACACGUGGAAAGAACCAAACAGCUCCUCUUAGUUGUUGAUAUUUCUGGGUUUCAGCUCUCUAAUAAGACUAAGUUCAGAACAGCCUUUGAAACUGUAUUGCUUCUAACAAAGGAAUUGGAGCUGUACAAUGAAGAACUUCUAACAAAGCCUGCACUUCUUGCCAUUAAUAAAAUGGAUUUGCCUUGUGCGAAAGAUAACCUGAAUGAACUUAUGAAACAACUACAGAAUCCAGAAGGCUUCUUCCACUUACUAGAGGAAGAAGUGAUUCCUGGGAACACACUUGAUUUCAGAGAUAUAAUUCCUAUAUCUACGUAUACCGGAGAAGGGAUCGAGGAACUAAAAGCAUGUGUAAGAAGAUCACUGGAUGAGGAAGCAGAGCAGCAGAAUGAAGCAUAUCGGAAAAAGAAACUGUUAAAGGCUAGCAUUCCUCGCUAGAUUUUAAGUUAUUUUUGUACAUUCACGAACUCACUGCUAAAUAGAUCUUUUUAUAGACCCUCUGCCACCGCUGCCUGCUUCUCUACCACAUUGCCUCAGUUCCUUUUGGUGCUUAGCUAGAGCAGUGCUGAGAGGAACAGUCUUUCAGGUUUAUGCUGGCUACUGACUGAACUAAGUAGAGAACAAAGUGCAGCUCAAAGCAUUGCCUUACAGCUGAUGAACCCUGGAAAUAAUGCUUGCCACACUGGAUGAACAGAGGAAAUAAAACCUACGGAGGUAGCAAAGGAGCAACCUGAACCACUUGCACCUUUAGCUAUGGAUGUCAGAGGUACCUGAGGAAAUCUCUGACGGAGGAAUGUUCCAGGUUCCAUUGCUUCAGAGGUGAACCAAGUGCUGCUGCUCUGACAGACGGAGGGGUUUUGUUAUUUUUAAAGGUGGAAAGGAGAAUGCAAAUAAGUAGUCACAAGAAAGCAGCAUGUAGGAGCGUGGAGAAGCAGGGCUGCUGCCUGCUGGUUUGUUUUCCACACCUGCUGCUGCCUGCUGUACUUUUAUUUGUUAUAUAAACCCUGAUCCUAUAUUCCCCAGCCUUAAUUUGGCAGUUCUCCCUUUUAUGGAGAUGUAGUGGAGAAAUGAGGGCUGCUUUUCGGCAGAGCCCUGUGUUUUCGGGAAUAGUGCUGAUUUUUUUACAAGCAGCACAUUAAAAAGUUAAAAUAGAAGUCGUUUGUUAUACAGGAUGUCUGUUAUUGAUCGCAAUUAAAAUAAGACCGAAUUCAUCACA
This is a messenger RNA of Coturnix japonica (Japanese quail), 1985 nucleotides long. RefSeq names its product GTP binding protein 10 (gene GTPBP10). Gene Ontology annotation, molecular function: GTP binding; magnesium ion binding; GTPase activity. NCBI's taxonomy places the organism in Eukaryota, Metazoa, Chordata, Aves, Galliformes, Phasianidae. The record is from RefSeq and is a predicted model, not a curated record. Gene Ontology annotation, cellular component: mitochondrion.